Lactuca virosa is the source of this 606-nucleotide messenger RNA. The record is from the annotation of a GenBank genome assembly. Lineage: Eukaryota; Viridiplantae; Streptophyta; Magnoliopsida; Asterales; Asteraceae.
AUGGCUGAAGAAUUCGGGGAGAUUUAUCCUAGCAAACUCACUUUCAUCUUCGAACCAAAGAAGCAGAUCUCAUGCAUGCUCAACCUCACUAGCAACUCCAAUCGAUACAUCGCGUUUAAGGUCAAAACAACAGACCCAAAACUGUAUUGUGUAAGGCCAAAUAAAGGAAUAUUGAAACCAGAUUCAACCUGUGAAAUUAAAGUCACAAGGCAAGCUUGUACGAUACUGCCUACAACUGACACGAUUGUCAAGCAAAAGUUCUUGAUUCAAAGGGUGUUUGCAUCUGAAGAUAUGACCCUUGAGGAUAUCGACUCACUAUUCAAUUCUAAGGAUUGUCACAAUGAUAUCAAUAUGAAGAAACUAAAGGUGGUGGUUGAUAUCAUCCCGAAGGUGGUGGAGAUGAAGUCCAAAAGUGAAGUACAAGAUCUAACAGCAGACAUGGCUAAGGAGAUUAUACAGAUGAAGUCACAGAUUAAAGGACUGAAUAUGCUGUUGACAGAGGCCGAGGAGAGGAUUUCAAAGCUAAAGGAACAAAAGAGCGAUUGCGGUUGUAAAGGGACGGUUACAAUACUCAAUUUUUGGAAUCGUUACCUAGAUGAUCGAUGA